GUCUAAAGUGAUGAAGAACUGGGGCGUCAUCGGGGGGGUGGCCGCUGCGGUGGCCGCGGGGAUGUACGUGCUGUGGGGUCCCAUCACCGAGAGGAAGAAGCGCAGGAGAGGACUUGUACCUGGGCUUCUGAACUUGGGAAACACCUGUUUCAUGAACUCCUUGCUGCAAGGCUUAUCUUCUUGCCCAUCUUUCGUCAAGUGGCUGGAGGAAUUUACAGCACAGUACAAGACAGAGCAGAACCUGCCCACUGAGCAUCGAUACUUGUCAGUCACUUUGCUGCAUCUCCUAAAAGCUUUGUCCUGUCAGGAGGUGACAGAAGAUGAUGUCCUGGAUGCCAGCUGCCUGUUGGAAGUUCUACGGAUGUACAGGUGGCAGAUCUCCUCCUUUGAAGAGCAGGAUGCUCAUGAACUAUUUCAUGUCCUUACCUCUUCCUUAGAGGAUGAACGGGAUCAUCAGCCUCGUGUGACACAUCUGUUUGAUGUGCUUGCUCUGGAGCAGCCAGAGAUAACCCAAAAGCAAAUAAGCUGUAGAACAAGAGGGCCCCUUCCCCCUGUGUCAAACCAGUGGAAGUCACAGCACCCCUUCCAUGGAAGGCUGACCAGCAACAUGGUUUGCAAGCACUGUGAGCACCAGAGCCCUGUGAGGUACGACACCUUCGACAGCCUCUCUCUGAGCAUUCCUGCAGCCGUGUGGGGUCGUCCUCUAACACUGGACCACUGCCUCCAUCACUUCAUCUCCUCUGAAUCUGUGAAGGAUGUGGUGUGUGACAACUGCACUAAAAUUCAGGCUAAAGGAACCCUGAAUGGCCAGAGCAUAGAAAACCAGAGAACAACAUUUGUGAAGCAAUUAAAGUUAGGAAAGCUGCCUCAGUGUUUGUGCAUCCAUCUGCAAAGGCUGAGCUGGUCAAACCAAGGCACCCCUCUGAAACGCCACGAGCACGUGCAGUUCAAUGAGUUCCUCAUCAUGGACAUCUACAAAUACCACAUUCCUCUUCAUAAAGCAAGCCAGAGUGAGCUGAACCAGAAAAAAACUGAUGAGACAAUGCCUGGAACAAAAGAUGGCAUAGCAGGAAAACCUUCAGAUGCAGAACAGCCACCUGGAACUAGACCACUCUUCAUGAAUGGUGCCUGCUCCUCUUCCUUUUUAAUGUCCUCUGGAACCUUUCCACUUGCUGCAUUCCCUGAGUGCAGCUCCCCUGCCUACCUGUACCGCCUGAUGGCGGUGGUGGUGCACCACGGGGACAUGCACUCUGGACACUUCGUGACUUACCGCCGCUCGCCGCCGCCCGCCAGGAGCCCCCUGCCGGUCAGCAGCCAGUGGCUGUGGGUUUCUGACGACACCGUCCGCAGAGCCAGCCUGCAGGAAGUCCUCUCCUCCAGCGCUUACUUGCUCUUCUACGAGCGUGUUCACUCCAGGCUACAGCACCAAAGGGCUGAAGAGUGA
This is a messenger RNA of Indicator indicator, 1444 nucleotides long. RefSeq names its product ubiquitin specific peptidase 30 (gene USP30). Gene Ontology annotation, biological process: protein deubiquitination. The transcript has 12 exons. Gene Ontology annotation, cellular component: nucleus; cytosol. Gene Ontology annotation, molecular function: cysteine-type endopeptidase activity; cysteine-type deubiquitinase activity. Lineage: Eukaryota; Metazoa; Chordata; Aves; Piciformes; Indicatoridae. The coding region runs from base 11 to 1444 and encodes 477 amino acids. The record is from RefSeq and is a predicted model, not a curated record.